AUGCGUUCUACGGCAAUUUUGAGCUUCUUCACUACGGCGGCGGUCGCAACCGCCUUCGCUGAUCAACGUCCCCUCCAAUCCUCCUCGUCUUCGUCUUUCAACUGCGAUCUGCCACCCGCCAUCUCGCCGUCCGACGGCCUCCCCUCCGCCAAAGAACUCUUCUCCUCUGAGGCCGCCAUCCUUAAACAAGUGUCCCGGCACGCGGCCCUCGUCCGUGUCCCGUCAAUUUGCUACGACGAUCUUGGCGACUUUGACACGGAUCCCCGCUGGAAGGUCUUCUACGAGCUUCACGAUGUUAUGCGCAAGACAUACCCAGCCGUCCACGCCCGGUCCAACCUCGUCAAGGUGAACACCUUCGGCCUGGUCUACACCAUCCCCGGGUCCUCCCCGGAACUGAAGCCCUUGCUUCUGGCCGCCCAUCAGGACGUCGUCCCCGUCGCGGACGCUUCUACAUGGACUUACCCGCCCUUCUCGGCUCACUUUGAUGGCGAAUGGAUGUGGGGACGCGGUGUGUCGGACGACAAGAACUCCUUCACGGCGCUGCUCUCCGCUCUGGAGACGCUCCUCUCGGACUCUUCUUGGUCGCCUAAGCGAACCAUCAUCCUCGCCUCAGGCUUCGAUGAGGAGUGCUCCGGCCAGCGCGGCGCGGGACAUAUCGCGAAGUACUUAGAGAAGGAAUGGGGUAACAACAGCAUGGCGCUGAUUCUCGACGAGGGCGGCAUGGGCCUGCAACAGCUCGACGACAAGACCCUCUACGCCCUCCCCGCCGUGAUGGAGAAGGGACAUGUCGACAUCUGGCUCGAACUUCACGUCACGGGAGGCCACUCCUCUGUCCCCUUCCCGCACACCGGCAUCGGAAUCGUGUCCGAGAUGGUGGUGGCGUUGGAAUCCCACCCGUACAGCCCCAAGCUCACGACCUCGUCGCCGCUGUACGAGCACAUGGUCUGCCAGGCCCGCUACUCCCCCGACGCGCAGCCCAAGAUCACGAAGCUUUUGGAACAGGGCGAUCUGGAUUCUCUCGCCGCGGAGCUGAUCUCCAUCGACCGGCCCACGCACUACCGCCUCCAGACCUCGCAGAGCGUGGACUACUUCCAGGCCGGACAGAAGAUCAACGCCAUGCCGGAGGUGAUCAAGGUCGGCGUCAACUACCGCGUCGCGCCGCAGAACUCGAUCCCCGAGAUCCAGCACAACAUCGUCUCGUACAUCAGCGACAUUGUCGAGAAGUACGGCAUCAAGGUCGAGGCGUUCAAGGGCGACGAGGAGUACGAGGACUAUGCCGCGAAGCAGAAGCGGGACUUCGCCGGCGUCAAGCUGGAGGACGAUGUGAAGCCCUUGUACGAGGUUAAUUACAACGGCACUCUGGUGCUGAGUUCCAGCCAGAAGACGCUUGUCGCGCCUAUCUCGCCUACGAAGGGACCCGUUUGGGAUUUGUUCUCGGGCACGCUGCAAAGCAGUUUUGCGUUUGAGGGCGGGAAGGUCGUUCCUGUUGGGGAGUUGAUGACGGGAAACACUGAUACUAGACACUACUUGAACCUCACGCCCAAUGUAUACCGAUUUGUGCCUAUUCGCAACGGAUACACGAUUAACGCCCACACCAUUGACGAGAGAAUUAAGAUUGAUGCCCACAUGGAGAUUCUGAGGUUUUACUACGACUUGAUCCGUAACUUCGACGCGGCGGGUGUCUAA
This is a messenger RNA of Colletotrichum karsti, 1686 nucleotides long. Its product is annotated as peptidase family M20/M25/M40. Gene Ontology annotation, molecular function: metallocarboxypeptidase activity. The record is from RefSeq and is a predicted model, not a curated record. Bases 1 to 1686 code for a protein of 561 amino acids. Gene Ontology annotation, cellular component: fungal-type vacuole lumen. The transcript has 2 exons. Lineage: Eukaryota; Fungi; Ascomycota; Sordariomycetes; Glomerellales; Glomerellaceae.